UGUCGACUCCGCAUAUAUAACAGCUGCUUAGAGGAGCUGUGCUCCGAGAUGCGAUGCAGCCUGUACAGUACCCCCACAACCGCACCACCUCGUCCUCGUCCCCGUGUCUUCUUCUUCCUCUCGUCUAGUGUUGGCUUCUGGCUUUGGCCUUGGCUAGCUGAGGCUGAGCUUCUUCCUCCCUCCUUCCCUCCCUCUAAAGACCAGGAAACUGAAGGUAGCUGGGCUGCGGGUCUGGCAAUGCCGCCACCCAGGGGGAGCCGGCCGGCAGGGUGCAACGGCGGAUCUAUGCUACGGCUGGUCGUCGUCGCCUCCCUCUGCUGUGGUUGCUUCGUCGUCGGGCGCUGGGGGAGCGGCGUCCUCCCUUCGGAUUCUGGGGGGAUGGCAGGAGCAGCGAUCUACGCCGGUGAUCUGGAGGGCUACCAUGGGGGCGGCAGGCGGCGGCUGCUGGCCGGGGGCCCCGGCCCCGGGUCGCACCCGCCGCGGUGCACGUCCAAGUGCGGCAGCUGCAGCCCGUGCGUGCCCGUGCACGUGUCCGUGCCGCCGGGCGUGCUGGUCACCACGGAGUACUACCCGGUGGCGUGGCGCUGCAAGUGCCGCGACCGCCUCUACAUGCCGUGACCACCGGCCGCCGCUACAUGCAGCUACCGCGCGUCGGCGGCCUCGGUCGAACGUCCGGCGGCCACAAGAUGACGCAGCAGCGUCCGCCGCCCGGGCCGGCCGCAUACGUACGUACUGUGCCGCACCGUCAGUGUACAUGUAUGGCAGUGAGUGACAGACAUGGGUGGUGCUGGAGUGAUGGAUGCACGUGGUGGGCUACCGUGGCAUGGCAGGGCAGGGCAGGGCCGGGCCGGCCUGCAUGUGUAGCUGUGGACGGUGCAGCUGUGCCCUGGAGGAGUGUGGACGUGGUGUGGCAGCACCGGCGCCAUGGACCUACCGGGCGGUGGCGCAGGCAGGCAGCUCCCCCAGGCGCCUCGACCUCGUUGCAUGAUUUUCGUGCGUGCCAUUCAGUCAUUCUUAGGCACUGAAAUAUACUACCACAUGGCAUUUUCUUUUCUCUUAUUUCAAUUUUAGUAGGAGUGUUUCGCUAUUUUAGUAGGAGUAUUUCGCUAUUUUGUGUUGGAUCCAUCAGUCAUCACUUUCUUUGUGGGGGAAUAUCCUUCAACAAUUCUACAGUGUACGUAAUAAUAAUACUGAUAUAAAUUAUAACGUGAUGUACUUGAUGAGGAA
This is a messenger RNA of Triticum aestivum (bread wheat), 1227 nucleotides long. RefSeq lists its product as uncharacterized. NCBI's taxonomy places the organism in Eukaryota, Viridiplantae, Streptophyta, Magnoliopsida, Poales, Poaceae. The coding region runs from base 49 to 618 and encodes 189 amino acids. The record is from RefSeq and is a predicted model, not a curated record. Gene Ontology annotation, biological process: stomatal complex development; guard cell differentiation. The transcript is spliced from 3 exons.